GUACAAACAUAUAGAUGUGAGACCAUCCUUUCUUUUGACACAGAUGACACAUCCUUCCAUUUCCAUCUGUUUGGUCUUGUGAAUUUACUUGUUUUGUAAAUAGAAAGUAAAAAGGACGAGAAAGAAGAAGGAGAGAGAAACUAGGGGGGUGCCAUAUUGAGCAGGAAGAACAAACACGCCCACAGUUCUCCCAGUCCCUCCUCGUAGAUCUUAGUGUUUCUCAAGAUUUCUCAUGUGGGUUUUCACUAAUCCGGCGGUUUAGUCAAAAUCUCGAUCUGGGGGUGUUGAAUUCUCUGUGGAUUGAUCGCGGGUAGCAUCGGAUGUUUUCGGAUUGAAUCCGUGGAUAUCGAGGCGGCAUCAGACAAUCUUAACUUUUUUUUGUGGGCAUCCUUUAGUAGUUUAAAUUAAGGAAAAUGCAAUCGGAUCUUGGAAAAUUAUUCAUUGGUGGAAUCUCUUGGGACACAGACGAAGAGCGUUUGAAGGACUAUUUUAGUGGUUAUGGGGAAGUUUUGGAAGCAGUAAUUAUGAAGGAUCGGAGCACAGGGCGUGCCCGUGGUUUUGGUUUUGUUGUCUUUGCUGACCCUGCAGUUGCAGAGAGAGUCAUUAAGGAGAAACACAUCGUUGAUGGUCGGAUGGUUGAGGCAAAGAAGGCUGUUCCAAGGGAUGAUCAGAGUACAGUGAGUAGAAGCAGUAGUAGCAUUCAGGGUUCGCCUGGUCCAGGGCGCACAAGGAAGAUUUUUGUGGGAGGUUUAGCUUCCACAGUCACAGAGACUGACUUCAAGAUGUAUUUUGAGCAGUUUGGGACCAUCACGGAUGUAGUGGUGAUGUACGAUCACAACACUCAGAGACCAAGAGGCUUUGGAUUCAUCACCUAUGAUUCGGAGGACGCUGUAGACAAAGUGUUGCUCAAAACCUUCCAUGAGCUAAACGGAAAAAUGGUUGAGGUCAAGCGUGCGGUCCCCAAAGAAAUGUCACCAGGUCCUACCCGUAGCCCACUUGGUGGAUAUAACUACGGUUUGACUAGGAAUAACUUCCUCAAUGGCUACGGUCAAGGGUACUCUCCAAGUACAGUUGGUGCCUAUGGUCUUAGAAUGGAUAGCAGAUUCAGUCCGAUCACCAGUGGUCGAAGUGGGUUUGCUCCAUUUGGUACCGGUUAUGGAAUGGGUUUGAAUUUUGAACCGGGGGUGAACCCAAAUUUUGGGGGAAGUGCGAACCUCAAUGGUGCAUUAAGCUAUGGGCCGGGGUUGAACCCCUAUUUUAUUGGUAAUUCAAAUAGAUCCGGCAAUCCAGUUGGGUAUGAUGGUGGGAACGGAGGAAACACUUCUUUUUUUAGCUCAGGGACUCGGAAUUUUUGGGAGAAUGGAGGGAUUAAUUAUGGAACAAGCUCACCACGUUCAAGCGCCUAUGCGGGUGGAAGGGGAAGCAUUGGAGGAACCUUUGCCAAUACUGGAAUUAAUUGGGGUUCUUCUCCGCUUUCACCCCAGGGCGGAGGUAAUGCUGCUAGUGGGAAUAUUGGUUAUGGGGGUGGCGAUAACAACUAUAGUUUGGCCGGGGGAGGGUAUGGAAGAAAUACUGCAACUAGUGGGCCCCUCUCAUCAUCGCAUGCUGCAACAAAUUAUGGAUAUGAUGGGGCUUUUGCAGACUUCUAUGGUGGCGGCUCGGUUUAUGGGGACCCUCCUACUUGGCGUUCAACAAACUCUGAAAGAGAGGGAUCCAGUUCUUUUGGUUAUGGGAUUGGCAAUGGAGCCUCUGAUCUUCCCGGAGAUAAUACUCCUGGUUAUAUUGGUGGUUAUAGCGUUACUAAGAGACAGACUAAUAGAGGUAUUGCUGGCUAGGAGGACAUGAGAUAUCAGUUAUUUUAGUAGGUGAAGAAAUUUGGUGUAGCUGGUGAACUGUGAAUUUUGCACACUUCCUCGUGAAUAUCUCAGUUAUAAGGUGGAAAGGAAAUUCAUUAUCUUAUCUAGAGCUAACCGGAGUGCCUGUUUUGAAGACCGAGUUUAGUGAUAGAAGUUACGUGAGAUUUUGUGUUAAGGAUUGAGUUUUGAGUUACCAUUCAGGUUUUAUUUUUUUGGGUAUUUGAGUGAGAUGUAAAAUCAGAUUGCGGCGUAUAGUCAGAAACGUAUCAUGCGUCCCUGUUGAGGCGUCGAUGCACUAAAAAGAUAGACUUUUAUUUUGGGCUUAAUUUCUAGAUUUUCUCUGUUUCCUGCUGUAAUGGUUUCUGCAAAGUUGCAGGUGUUAUCAAGUAAUCCCUUGUUUAUGUUUUUCCCGUCAUUGGGUCUUGUUUUUCCUCGGAUUGUACCAGAGGUUGACAUGUUGCGAUUUACUAGUGUGAAACAUUCAAGGGAUAUACCCGUCUAGGGUCCCCAUGAAUAAGUUGCUAAAUUCUGAUUCUUUUCCA
Rhododendron vialii is the source of this 2398-nucleotide messenger RNA. RefSeq names its product heterogeneous nuclear ribonucleoprotein 1-like. NCBI's taxonomy places the organism in Eukaryota, Viridiplantae, Streptophyta, Magnoliopsida, Ericales, Ericaceae. The record is from RefSeq and is a predicted model, not a curated record. The transcript is spliced from 5 exons. Bases 414 to 1835 code for a protein of 473 amino acids. Gene Ontology annotation, molecular function: RNA binding.